AUGGAGUGCUAUGUGAAUUGGUUGACUGAUCUCAAUUCAUAUUCGCUUGAAUCGCAAAAGUGGAAAAAUUUAAAAUUAUUCUACGUUCCUAGCAAUGUGCUUCGUCCCCCUCCGGAUUUUGGAGGGCAAUCAGGUUGCUUUUUGCCUCCAUCUUCUACUUCCCCUGAUCUACUUGUUCUUUUUGGUGGAUACUGUAAACGAAGGCGCGUAUGCAUUAACAAGGUUGUCAUCGUUGCUCCUACACUUGGCCAGUGGUGCUUUGCAAAAAUCGAAGGCGAGAAUGAAGAUGAAAAUGGCAUAAAAUUACCAGCACCUUCUGAAAGUGAUGAAAAUUUAUUAUUGGGACGAAGUGCGGUCUGGAAUAAUACCGAUCAAAGUAAUUGCCAGUCCAGAACAUCGCAAUAUCCUGAUUCUGAGAGCUGCCUUUCCGUUCGUCCAUUGGGGCGCUACGGCCAUUCUGCUUGCCCCCUUAAUGAGAACCAAAUUGUCAUCGUUGGUGGAAAUACCGAGCCCCCUCAGUCUCUUUUGUCCUCUGUCGCAACCGACCUUCAUCCUCAUCACCAAGGCCGACGGUUUGAUGAACAUCGUAACGCGGCAAUCGCAGAGCCAAACGGUGAAGGCAGACCUUCAGAAAAUUCACUUCCUAUAAUUAAUGGUACGCCUGCUUGUGAUAUCUGGAUAUUAACAAGGAUUCCCCAGGAGACCGGAAAAUCCUGGACUACCGCCUGCUGGUUCUGGACAAAGGUAGUCUGUUCAUAUUCUGGUUCUGGCUGCCCACCUCCUGACUUUUACUACAGCAUCUCUUUGCCUGUGCUUUCGCCGCUAUCGGGUUCAGGCUCAUCUCUUUUCAAGAGUAAUUACGAUAUUAAUUAUCCUGAACAGCAACAGAAAGAACAGCUGCAAAAACAGUCAAGUCUUUCCUGCUCAACUAAUAGUCCUAGCAAUACCGUCACAAUUGACUGUGGCUCUAGUAAUGUUCGUCUUUUUGUGCUUAGUGGCGCCACACAGACCAUGAUAGAUGAGGCAGGUAAACAACGUCGCCUUCGGUGGCGCCGCGAAUUAGCAUUGGAUAGGGCUUGUCGCUCGACAGCUCAAAGACAGGUAGCUGCGAAUUCAGUCACAAAUGUUGGGGAAGGCGAUGCAAUCAGCGUCUACUCAGCAGACUCAAUGCCGAUAGCCACUUCUCCUUUCGCGAGCCCUUUUCGUGGCUCAUCAAAACAGAAGCUCAAUGCCCUUGACUCACCUCAGUCACUCCCAAACAUAGAUUCCUCGUCUACUUCGCAGUGCAAUACAGGAAGUGAAGCGAACUUCAACUUAGGUGUACUCUACCGUCAUGGCGGAUAUCCUGAUACUCCGGCUUCACCUAUUUCCUCAUCCUCUGGUAAUUAUUUCGCAAGCACUUUUUAUUUACUUGCCUUCAUUGUGCAUUUUUAA
Molecule: messenger RNA, 1434 nt
Organism: Protopolystoma xenopodis
Lineage: Eukaryota; Metazoa; Platyhelminthes; Monogenea; Polystomatidea; Polystomatidae
Source: the annotation of a GenBank genome assembly